Oryza sativa Japonica Group (Japanese rice) is the source of this 1932-nucleotide messenger RNA. RefSeq names its product EH domain-containing protein 1. Gene Ontology annotation, biological process: endocytosis; endosomal transport. Gene Ontology annotation, cellular component: plasma membrane; cytoplasm; intracellular membrane-bounded organelle. NCBI's taxonomy places the organism in Eukaryota, Viridiplantae, Streptophyta, Magnoliopsida, Poales, Poaceae. The record is from RefSeq and is a predicted model, not a curated record. Gene Ontology annotation, molecular function: protein binding; calcium ion binding; GTP binding.
GCGAGGUGGGCCCCACCGAAUUUUUUCAAAAAUGCCUCGCCCUUCCACUUCUUCCACCCCGCAUCACCCCCACCUCGUCAGGUUUCCGUUCCGCCUCCGCCUCUGCUGCUCCUCCUCCUCCUCGCCGCCGCCGCCGCCGCGACGAGGCAUGGAGCUCGCGCGAUCGGCCUGCUCCAAGGAGCACCACAAGAUCUACGCCGGCUGGUUCGCCGUCGCCGACCCAGAUGGAGAUGGGCGUGUCACGGGUGCUGAUGCUACCAAGUUCUUCGCCAUGUCCGGCCUGUCCCGCGCCGACCUCAAGCAGGUCUGGGCGAUCGCGGACACCAAGCGGCAGGGGUUCCUCGGCUUCGGCGAGUUCGUCGCCGCGAUGCAGCUCGUGUCACUGGCGCAAGCGGGGGAGGAGAUCACUCAGGACAGUCUGAAGCGCGAAGACCUGAGUAGUUUGGAUCCACCUGUGAUGGAAGGUCUUGACGAACUACUUGCGAGAUCAAAGGCUGGGGUAAAGAGAGUACACCCAGAAGAAAAUGGCGCCCCUCAGGUUCAAGUGCAUUCUGCUAAUAGCUGGUUCAGUUCAAAAUCAGCAAAGAAGAUGCAGGUCCCCCUGACUGCUGUUACUUCUGUAAUUGAUGGCUUAAAAAGACUAUACGUAGAAAAACUGAAGCCUCUGGAGGUUGCAUACCGGUUCAACGAUUUUGCUUCCCCGUUAUUGACAAGCAGUGAUUUUGAUGCAAAACCAAUGGUUAUGCUCUUGGGUCAAUAUUCUACAGGGAAAACAACUUUCAUUAAGCAUCUGCUGCAAACAAGUUAUCCAGGAGCUCAUGUUGGACCAGAGCCCACUACUGACCGAUUUGUUGUUGUCAUGUCUGGAUCUGAUGAAAGGACUAUUCCUGGCAAUACUAUUGCUGUUCAAGCUGAUAUGCCAUUCACUGGUCUUACGACAUUUGGCGGUGCUUUUCUGUCAAAGUUCGAGUGCUCUCAGAUGCCACAUCCGCUGCUCGAUCAUAUCACCUUUGUGGACACCCCCGGUGUCCUGUCUGGUGAAAAGCAGCGGACGCAGCGUAGCUAUGAUUUCACCGGCAUAACUUCAUGGUUUGCUGCUAAGUGUGACCUUAUUCUUCUUCUGUUUGAUCCUCAUAAGCUUGAUAUCAGUGAUGAGUUCAAACGUGUGAUUGCAUCUUUACGUGGCCAUGAUGACAAAAUACGUGUAGUGCUGAAUAAGGCAGACCAAGUUGACACUCAGCAGCUUAUGAGAGUGUAUGGUGCACUGAUGUGGUCUCUUGGGAAAGUACUCAAUACCCCUGAGGUCGCGCGUGUUUAUAUCGGGUCAUUCAAUGACAAACCAGUGAAUGAAUCAGCUGUUGGACCAAUUGGAAAGGACUUGUUUGAGAAAGAGCAAGAUGAUCUCCUCUGUGAUCUGAAAGACAUACCCAAGAAGGCCUGUGAUCGUCGGGUCAACGAGUUUGUUAAACGUGCUAGAGCUGCUAAGAUUCAUGCUUACAUAAUUGGCCAUCUAAAGAAGGAGAUGCCUGCAAUGAUGGGGAAAGCUAAGGCUCAACAGCGACUCAUAGACAACCUGGGUGAUGAGUUUGCAAAGGUCCAAAGGGAGUACCAUCUUCCAGCCGGAGACUUCCCUGACGUUGAGCACUUCAAGGAGGUGUUGGGUGGGUACAACAUCGACAAGUUCGAGAAGAUGAAGCCCAAGCUGGUGCAGGCCGUGGACGACAUGCUCGCGUACGACAUCCCGGAGCUCCUCAAGAACUUCAGGAACCCUUACGAGUGAGCCCGCUGACCUCUCGUCAGUUGUAAGAUAAAGAUGACCCCGCUCGGUCGUGAGUCGUGACACUGUAUGUGAGUGACACCUGAUGAUGAAGGAAUAUGUUGUCAAGGCGAGACAUGGACGGUUUUCUACUUUACCUGCCCAUCUUUUGCAAA